Molecule: messenger RNA, 1310 nt
Organism: Harpia harpyja (harpy eagle)
Lineage: Eukaryota; Metazoa; Chordata; Aves; Accipitriformes; Accipitridae
Product: natural killer cell receptor 2B4-like
Exons: 9
Coding region: 131-1276 (381 amino acids)
Biological process (GO): natural killer cell activation involved in immune response
Cellular component (GO): external side of plasma membrane
Molecular function (GO): MHC class I protein binding
Source: RefSeq, a predicted model, not a curated record
AUAACACAUAGAGGCGGAGGGUGCAAAGGAACCGCAGGCGGGAGAGGAAGUUGCUGCUGGACAGUCGCCAGCUCUGAGGGGUUUUGCACCUCUCUGGCUGCAAGGCAGCUCCCUCGGGUGCCAUUUGAAGAUGCACUGGCAUCGGGAUCCCUGGUGCCCACUGGCACCAUCGGUGCUGCUCUGCCUGGUGCUGCUGGCUGCAGCCAGCGGCCAAGGACCCCUGGAGUGCUGGGAACAAGCCGUGUCUGCCAAUGGAGCGCUGCACCUGCAGCUGGAGAAACCCCCGCAGGGAUGGACAAAGGUCACAUGGAGAGUGAGACUGGAUGCGGGAUACCAGCAGCGGAUCCUGACGGUUGAGAAGUAUAAAGCUGACCUAUUCUCCAACAGUACUUUUUUUGGGAGAGCUGUUUUCCAGCAGGAGACCUUCUCCCUGCAGAUCAGCCUGGUUAGCACAGCAGACAGUGGGGUCUAUGAGGCAGAAUUUGAGGACACAUCAGGCACCCUGACUACCCGGUGCUUCCGUGUGUCAGUGUGGGAGCCCGUCCACUCGCUGCACCUGGAGACACACAUCCUGGACUGGGAACAGGGCUGGUGCAACCUCUCACUGGUCUGCACUGUGUCUGGUGCUGGCAACGUCUCCUACAGCUGGUCCUGCAGUGGGGAUCCCUGGGGAGCCCUGGAGCACCAGCCCUGGCUGCACCUGCAGGUCCAUGGGGAUGCCGACCCCACCGUCUGCCGCUGCAACGUGAGCAACCCGGUGAGCUGGAGCACAGACAGCACCAACGUCACAGCAGCUUCCUGCCAAGCUGUGGCCUCAGGGCAUUCCAGCAUCAUUCCAUGGUGGGCAGUGGCUGUGUCCCUGGUGCUGGCACUGGCCAUCUCCAUAGCCCUCAUUGUCUCCUGCUACUGGUGGAGGAAGCGAGCAAAGGACCCCCCGGCAGGACAAGUUGAGCAGAUGCUGACUGUCUACGAGGAGGUGGGCAAAGCCCAAACCGGCCGAAACCCCAAUGGGACCAGUGAGGCCACCGUGGGAGGAAACACUGUCUAUGCUGUCAUCUGCACCAAAAUGCAGGGACCCAGCCACCCUCAGGAGCCCAAAAGCUACACCAUCUACUCCACGGUUCAGCCCACCAUGAAGUCGUCUUCUCUCAAGAAGAAGAGGUUGGACCCAGCUUUGGUUUCCACUGCCUACGUAGAGGCUACGGGGGGUUCUAGAAGCUGGUGUCCCCCGUUGCAGACAUCACCCCCGGCUCCUGCUGGCUACCACCAUUCCUAGUGCCCCGGCUGCCUCAGCAAGACCUUCCCUUCCC